Gryllus bimaculatus (two-spotted cricket) is the source of this 727-nucleotide messenger RNA. The record is from the annotation of a GenBank genome assembly. NCBI's taxonomy places the organism in Eukaryota, Metazoa, Arthropoda, Insecta, Orthoptera, Gryllidae.
GCAUAACGAUCGUGCUGCUAUCUAUACAAACCGGAAUCACAACAAAUGACGAUCAACAACCGGUUAAGUAUUCAGAAAUCAGCAUUCUUUGGUUUCUCGUGGUGGUUGUCGUAGCGUGGAAGGAAGUGUGUUGGGACGUGGAUUUUAAUCCGAUUUCAUCGGCGUAGAUCAUGGCUCCUCGAUAUGAAAUGGCCGUGGGCCUUCGGAAGGGUCACAAGACAACUAAAAUUAAGUACGGGAAAUCCAAAGAGGACAAAAAGCCAAUCAGACCAUCUCGUCUGAAAGGAGUCCAAACGAAACACACAAAAUUCAUUCGGGACCUCAUUCGAGAAGUAUGUGGACAUGCACCGUAUGAGAAGCGGGCCAUGGAAUUGUUGAAGGUUUCUAAAGACAAGAGGGCUCUUAAAUUCCUAAAGAGGAGGUUGGGCACUCACAUCCGUGCCAAGAGGAAGCGUGAAGAAUUGAGCAACAUCUUGACUCUGAUGAGGAAAGCUCAGGCUCAGGCCAAGUAAUGUGUGACCGUAAUGCUUAUGAACUGUAUUCCUUUAUAAAUAUUAAAAAGUGAAAGUGAAUUGCAUGUGUUUUCUUUCUGAGAACCUUAUUGUUCAAAAUUAAAUCGGAAGAGUUGAUAAUGUGGCAACAGGAUUCAAAUUCUUUGAAAAACUAUGUAAAUAAACUGGUGGUGAGUUGGGGGAUUUGCAUUUAAAAAUUUUCAUAUCAUUAAAUU